UGUUUAUUUAACUUUUUGAGAAUGUGUGACCCAGACGUAUUACGUAUGUGUGCGUAGUGCGCAACCCGCAAAGUAGCUGUCAAAAACCAUUUGAAUGGUUGGAAACCGAGUGCGAAUUUCCAGAAAAUGUUAUCGAGAAAUUAAUUUGUUAGGCUAGAGUUAUGUAUGCCCAUACGAAAUCGUAUGAAGAUAUAUUAUCUUGUUGUAUAACAAGAAGUACUUACGUAUACAAUAGACACCAUGAUGCAGUGUCAUCCGCCGUUGGAAUUAGAGGAAUUGCCAAAAGAAGACGAAGAAAGAUUAGAAAAACUGUUUUCUAAAUUAGACAACGAUGGAAAUGGCAAGAUUGACAUCCACGACCUGUCCGUCGCACUCAAGGAGCUGGCUCCUCAUAUUAAUCGAAGCUAUGCAGAGAAAUUUUUGGCUAAAUCCGGGGGUAAAGAUGCUGGUGACAUCACUCUGUCGGAAUUUAUACACUACGUGCGGGAACACGAGAAGAAUCUCAAACUGCAGUUUUCGCAUUUGGACAAGAACCAAGAUGGAAAAGUUGAUCUGGAAGAACUCAUAUCGGCUUUUGCCGAUAUGGGCAUCGCCGUUGGAAGGAAUGAAGCAACAAAUUUAUUAAAAAGGAUGGACCAGGACGGUAGUCUAAAUAUAAGCUACGACGAAUGGCGGGACUAUCUUCUGUUGGCGCCAGCCACCGAUAUUCACGCGCUCAUACAUUUCUGGAGACACUCUACGUACCUCGAUAUCGGGGAGGAUAUGAACGUGCCCGAUGACUUCACCCAAAGCGAGUUACAAUCUGGGAAGUGGUGGCGUCAUCUGCUCGCGGGUGGCAUCGCCGGUGCCGUCAGCCGGACCUGCACAGCACCGCUCGAUCGGUUGAAGGUAUUUCUGCAGGUCAAUCCUACCAGAGAAAAUAUGAGCAAGUGUUUAGCAAAAAUGAUAAGUGAAGGUGGCAUAGGCGGACUUUGGCGAGGGAAUGGCAUUAAUGUAAUUAAAAUCGCCCCCGAAUCAGCAAUAAAAUUCGCCGCAUACGAACAAGUAAAGCGGUUAAUAAAAGGGGAGCGUAAGAAUCAACCUCUGGAAAUUCAUGAGAGAUUCGUAGCCGGCGCAACAGCUGGAGCUGUUAGUCAAACUGUGAUCUACCCACUAGAGGUGCUAAAGACAAGAUUAGCUUUAAGAAAAACUGGCCAAUACAAAGGUAUUGUUGAUGCGGCCAAAAAAAUUUAUGCUAGAGAAGGAUUGAAGUGUUUCUACAAAGGUUACAUUCCAAAUAUCCUGGGCAUUGUUCCGUAUGCAGGCAUCGAUCUGGCUGUAUACGAAACUUUAAAGAAGAAGUAUAUUAGCAAAUACCAAGCUCACAACGGGCAGCCAGGAAUGCUGUUGCUGCUCGCGUGUGGCAGUGCCUCCUGUACCCUGGGACAGGUGUGUUCGUACCCGCUCGCACUUGUCCGAACAAGAUUGCAGGCCCAAGAGAAAGCUGCUAGGGGCGCAGAGGGUACUAUGCGGGGUGUGUUCAGGGAUAUAGUGCAACAAGAGGGCAUCCGAGGCCUUUACCGCGGCAUCACGCCCAACUUCAUCAAGGUGAUUCCGGCGGUGUCGAUAUCGUACGUCGUGUACGAGUAUGCGAGCCGGUCGCUCGGCGUGAACAUGACGUGAUCGGGCCUUCGUCACGCGGUUGCUGACGUCCGCGUACGGCUGUGGUCGUCUCGCGACCGGAUCGCGGCCGGACCGCGACCGGACCGCGACCGGAUCGCGACCGUAGCCGAUAACGCCCGAGCUCAAACUCACACCACAUUCAGUUUAUGUAUAUUAGCGAAUUAUGCAUUUGAUUGUUAUUAGCUCUUGUGGAAUUCGAUUGUAUUAUUAUUAGUGAAUUUUAUUCCAUUUUAAAUAAUUUUACGUUUUGACGAAAUCAAUUAUUGACAGAUUAAUUUUAAGCUAUUUAUUUAAUUUGAAUGCUAGUUAUUUGCAUUUGUUAAUAUUUCUGAACAGAUAUUAUAAUUGAAUUGUAUAGUGUUGAUCAGUCUAGCGCUGAAUAGUUAUAUAUUACAA
Molecule: messenger RNA, 2058 nt
Organism: Achroia grisella
Lineage: Eukaryota; Metazoa; Arthropoda; Insecta; Lepidoptera; Pyralidae
Gene: SCaMC
Product: calcium-binding mitochondrial carrier protein SCaMC-2
Exons: 7
Coding region: 241-1662 (473 amino acids)
Biological process (GO): transmembrane transport
Cellular component (GO): mitochondrial inner membrane
Molecular function (GO): ATP transmembrane transporter activity; calcium ion binding
Source: RefSeq, a predicted model, not a curated record